UCACCCGGCAAAGUAAGCAGGCGGCUCCGUGGGGCGAAAAGCAGAGUCUUUUCUUUCCUCCGGGUCUGCUCUCUUGUCGUGUUCACACGUGCCGCUUGGAGCUCUUCUCUCUCUUUCCCCCUCGGUUGUUCUUUCUCUCUUCCGUUCCUGCUCCUGCCUUCUGAUGCCUCCCAAUCUCACCGGCUACUACCGAUUCGUCUCCCAGGACAACAUGGACAACUACCUUCGUGCCUUAGACAUCAAUGUCGCUCUAAGGAAACUGGUUUGCCUCCUGAAGCCGGAUAAGGAGAUCGUCCACAACGGAGACCACAUGACCAUCCGCACGUUGACUUCGCUUCGGAAUUAUAUCAUGGACUUUGACCUUGGGGUUGAGUUUGAAGAGGACUUGGGACCAGUGGAUGGGCGCAAGUGCCAGACAACCGUCUUCUGGGAUGGAGAUCAGUUGGUGUGUGAACAGCGAGGAGAGAAACAAAAUCGAGGCUGGAGACACUGGCUAGAAGGGGACCAGCUGCAUCUGCGCUUGACAGCAGAGGAUGUGGUUUGUGUCCAGGUUUUUCAGAAAGUGAAAUGAUUCUUAGCAGCAAGCGCUAACUUCUGGAUGCAACAGGCAUUAGAGCCUCAAACUGGGACCAGAAUCGAGCCAUCAUUUUUUCAUUCCUUGUCCUGAACCUUCUCUUUUGGAUUAAAAUAACAGAUGACCAAC
Messenger RNA from Lacerta agilis (Sand lizard), 703 nucleotides. It is a transcript of the gene RBP5, whose product is annotated as retinol binding protein 5. Gene Ontology annotation, biological process: fatty acid transport. The coding region runs from base 164 to 571 and encodes 135 amino acids. Gene Ontology annotation, cellular component: nucleus; cytosol. The record is from RefSeq and is a predicted model, not a curated record. Gene Ontology annotation, molecular function: fatty acid binding. NCBI's taxonomy places the organism in Eukaryota, Metazoa, Chordata, Lepidosauria, Squamata, Lacertidae. The transcript has 4 exons.